AUGGCGGUGACCGUUUCGGCGGAUAGUGACGUGGUGUCAUUCCUGCAGCAAGCGGGGGCGCGCUACGCGGAGCACAAGGAGCUGCUGCGCCGCAAGCACUUGGAGGACGAGCGAAGGCAAUGCCCGUUCAAGCCGACCGUGUCGGAGUACGCGGAGGGGAUGAACCGUCACUCCACCACCCGCCGCAGCGAGGCCGUGGAGAAGCGGCUGCACGAGUUGCACGCCAAGCGCCUUGAGGCGGCGCAGGCGCGACAGGCCGAGAGCCAAGAGCGGCAGCGAGCCGAGAUGGCGGCGGAGAUGCGUGCGCCGCAGGUGACGGCGCGGGCGCGCUCACUGGUCUCGCGUGAUCCAACCGACGUUUCGCGGAAGUGGCUGGAGCAGCGGGAGGAGAAGUUGGCUCGACUGCGCGAGGCGGCACUGCGGCGCGAGCUGGAGGCACUGCGCGAUGUCCCACGCAUCUCGCAAUACGCCCAGGAGAAGUCCAUCUCCGAGCGUCACCAGGGCCAAACGAUAGAAGACUACUUUAUGGCGAAGGAGGCGGCACGGCGGGAGCGCAUGUACUGGCUGGCAGAGGAGAGCGUGGGCAUGAAAAGUAGCCUCAGUGACGGCUCCUCCUCACGUCCAGGGGAGCUGCCUGAGCGGCCGCAGUCCUCGUUCACGCCUCGUAUUACGGCGUACGCCAAGCAGCUUCACCGCCCGGGAAACAUUGAGGACCGGUUGCUUGCGGAGGGGGGAAAGGAGAGAGGGGCACCGCGCGACACGUCGUGCACGUUUGCGCCGUGCGUGGCUCCGGCAUCGCUGGAGUUGUCUAGGAACUACUACAGCGACCCGAGUGCGCCGGUGUAUGACCGGUUAUACCGCAAUGACGCACUGAGGAUGCGCGAGCUGCGGCGUCAGAGGGCGGGCGUGGCUCCGCAAAAGGAGCCGACGGGCAUUCCCUGCAUCAGCGAGACGUCGCGCCUCAUCGUGGAGCGCAAGAGGGCGGAGGCGACGGAAAAAGAACUCCAGCAUAGCCCGACAACGCGUCUCCACCCCUCCUCGCGCGAGGCCGCUAAGUGUGCCCGGGAAAAGCAAUCCCUUCAGAAGGCGCGGGAAAGGGAAGAGAGGGAGCAGUGCACGUUUAGACCGCGUGUCAAUCGCACCUCGGAAAAAAUGUGGCGGCACCAAUUGCAGAUGCUGCAGGAGGACGGCUACGCGCCGACGGCGGAGGGGGCGCGGGAGCUUUUGUGGCGGCGUUCGCAGCAGCGCAUGGACGAAGAGGUUCGGCGACGCCGGGCGAUGGAGGAGGCGCAGGAGAUGGCGGAGUGCACAUUCCACCCCAAAGUGGGGCGGUCACCGGAGCGGCGCGUGGGCCGCGAACUCUCCGUCUCACAGCGCAGCGAGAUGUGGCAGUGGCAGCGGGAGCGCCGUCUGCGUGAGUCCAGGGCGGAGUUGGAACGCACGCAGCUGUCGGAGUGCUCCUUUCGCCCCGCGGUGGAUCCGGUGUUUCCGCUGCCUGCGCAGGAUGCGACGGCCGUCUCCGGGUAUGAGGCCCACAUUUUGCGGCAGGAGGAGUCGCGCCGGCGCAAGCAGGAGGCACAGGAGUGGUGGCGGCCAAAGCAGGUGCCUCCAGGCGAGCCGAGCGUCUCGCGCCGCACGGUUUGCUCCGUUUCAGGGCCCCAGCGUCAACACCCGCAGCCGCAGCGGGAGUCCGGACGCACGCGACAGGCCUGGGCGUCGCCUUUGCGGCGAAGUCGCAGUGCCGCCGCCUCUUCCUCCUCCUCCGGUAGAGACCGCACGCAGUUUGUGGUGUGUCAAGCCCCGUCGUGCGUAAGUUCGGUGUCGGCCCGCUCAGUGUCCUCCUCGCCGCCGUGGCGGGGCCAUCAAAAUUUUCAUCACCAGAAUUUUCACUACAGUGGCGACAACGGCAUGGCUGCUGCGGUGCAAAGUGCGAAGCCAAGUCCCGUAGAAUUUAUGAUAAACCAUCACCGUGCAAUUGUGGAGACGUCGCGGCGACGCGGGUAG
Trypanosoma conorhini is the source of this 2004-nucleotide messenger RNA. RefSeq lists its product as uncharacterized. Bases 1 to 2004 code for a protein of 667 amino acids. The transcript has a single exon. The record is from RefSeq and is a predicted model, not a curated record. Lineage: Eukaryota; Euglenozoa; Kinetoplastea; Trypanosomatida; Trypanosomatidae.